CGCCCGGCGGCGGGGGGAUGAUGCGACCCAGCUGAGCGCGGCCCGAGAGGGGCGGGCGCGCUGAGGACGGGCAGCGUCGGCAGCAGCGGCAGCCCCGCCGCCCGAGUCCGAGUAGCCCGGCAGCCGCCCACCUCAGCCCCCUGCCCUCCCCCGGUCGGGGCGGGAGCCGCCGCGGCCGUCCCAUGUCCCGCAAGGCCAGCGAUAAUGUGGAGUACACGCUGCGGAGCCUGAGCAACCUGAUGGGCGAGAAGAGGCGGCGGCAGGCGGACGGGUCCGCCGGCUCGGGCGCGGCGGCGGGCGAGCGGAGCCUCAUCGCCGCCGAGUCCUGCUCCAGCCUCAACAGCGCGGCGUCGGGCGGAGAGCUGGAGCGGGCGGCGCGGCGCCAGUUCCAGCAGGACGAGACCCCCGGCUUCGUCUACGUGGUGUCGGUCUUCUCCGCCCUGGGGGGCUUCCUCUUCGGCUACGACACCGGCGUGGUGUCGGGGGCGCUGCUCCUCCUCAAGAGGGAGCUCAACCUGGACGCGCUCUGGCAGGAGCUGCUCGUCUCCAGCACGGUGGGCGCCGCCGCCCUGUCCGCCCUGGCCGGCGGCGUCCUGAACGGGCUGUGCGGCCGGCGGCCCUGCAUCCUGCUGGCCAGCGGCCUCUUCACGGCGGGCUCCGGCGUGCUGGCCGCCGCCCGCGACAAGGAGACGCUGCUGGCGGGACGCGUGGUGGUGGGGCUGGGCAUCGGUGUAGCAUCUAUGACUGUGCCAGUGUACAUCGCAGAAGUGGCUCCACCACACUUACGAGGCAGAUUAGUCACCAUUAACACUCUCUUCAUCACUGGAGGGCAGUUCUUCGCCAGCGUUGUCGAUGGAAUCUUCAGCUACCUCGCCAAGGAUGGAUGGAGGUACAUGCUGGGCCUGUCAGCUGUACCAGCAGUUAUACAGUUUCUUGGCUUCCUGUUUCUUCCCGAAAGUCCCCGCUGGCUCAUUCAGAAAGGGCAGACCCAGAGGGCACGGAGGAUUCUGUCUCAAAUGCGUGGCAACCAGGCCAUUGAUGAAGAGUAUGACAGCAUCAAAAACAACAUUGAAGAAGAAGAAAAAGAGGUUGGAGCAGCUGGACCUGUGAUCUGCAGAAUGCUAACAUACCCUCCAACUCGAAGAGCCUUAAUUGUGGGUUGUGGUCUGCAGAUGUUUCAACAACUGUCAGGGAUUAACACCGUCAUGUACUACAGUGCUACCAUUUUGCAGAUGUCAGGAGUGGAAGAUGACAGGCUUGCAAUCUGGCUGGCUGCACUCACAGCAUUUAUAAACUUUAUUUUUACUCUUGUGGGAGUCUGGCUUGUUGAAAGAAUGGGUCGCCGGAAACUCACACUUGGUAGCUUAACAGGUACUGCUGUAGCACUCAUUAUCCUAGCUUUGGGAUUCUUGCUAUCAGCUCAGGUCUCGCCAAGAAUCACACUUAAUCCAACAGAUCCUUCACAUCAAAACUCUACCUGCACAAAAUACAGUUACUGCAAUGGAUGUAUGUUGGAUCCAGACUGUGGUCUCUGCUACAAAUUGAAUAAAUCAAGUGUUGUUGAGUCCUCAUGCAUUCCUGUUGAUAAACACUCUACAAUGAAAGCAGCUUGGGGCAGGUGUUCAAAUGAAUCCAUAUUCAAAAAGGAAGAUUUAUUUUGGGCAUACAAUUUCUGCCCCACUCCGUACUCUUGGACAGCACUUCUGGGCCUUAUUUUGUAUUUGGUUUUCUUUGCACCUGGGAUGGGUCCUAUGCCCUGGACUGUCAAUUCUGAGAUUUAUCCACUUUGGGCCAGAAGCACAGGAAAUGCAUGUUCUUCUGGAGUCAACUGGGUUUUCAAUGUGCUCGUGUCACUGACAUUUCUGCAUACAGCUGAAUACCUGACAUACUAUGGAGCCUUCUUCCUCUACGCAGGCUUUGCUGCCUUGGGACUGGUUUUCAUCUAUGGCUGCCUUCCUGAGACUAAAGGGAAAAAACUGGAGGAAAUUGAAUCUCUGUUUGAAAACAGGCUAUGUACAUGUGGUAUGUCAGAUUCUGAUGAAGGGAGGUACAUCGAGUAUAUUCGGGUGAAGGGAAGUAAUUACCAUCUCUCUGACAAUGAUGCUUCUGAUGUGGAAUAAUUUUCAGCUGCUGAUGUAUUUAAUCAUUUAAAAGCCUUCUGGGGGAAAAGCAGCUCUCUGAUGACCUCACUGCCCUGCUUCUGGUCUGGUUCUCCUUUCUACUGUGUAUUUAAAAAUGCCUUCAUGUUCAAAAAUGCUCCAUCUAGGAGGAAAUUCAAUAUGCUAGCGUUUUCUUGAUAACUGAAAGCAAUGGCUUCCAAAAGAGAUUGAAUUCCACAGUUAUGUGACUUUACCAAGUGUGUGUGACACUGCUCCGUCCCCAGAGGUUUAGUAGGGUGCACUGUACCAGAUGAAUACAGAAGGCUAUCCUAGAUGGUCAGGGGCUGUCCUUAUCUCCAAUGUUGACAAAACCUAAAAAAAUCGCCUGGCUGAUGAGAAAACAGCUGACAGCUGUUGGAUCCCCAUCCCAUAGGAGCCAAGGAAGAAGCUCUGCUGUGCAGUAUGACAAAGGAUGAAUGCAUAAGCAUUGUAAUAGUAAUGAUUUAAAAGGUUUAACUGAUUGGGAAAAUACAAAUACCUGCUGUAUCCAUCAGAGGGACAUUUCCCAAAUUUAUCCAAAGAGAGAGAAUUUCCAUUAUUUAUUUGAGCUAGCAAGUAGAGAGCCAUACUCACCUGGAUGGGGGUUCACUGGGGUGGUGUGUGCCUGUGCUACACUGGAUAAUCCACCCACUGCUGCUCCUGAGUACAUGCUGCAGUUGGGAGCUGAUGUUUGUGAGAAAAACUGCCAAAAUUGAUUACUGACAGCAGGAAAACAGAGCUCAGUACGUGGCCACACGUACAAAUGUACUGGUAUAUAUUGCUAGGUACAACACAGAGGCUUCAGUUUAAAAAAAAUAAAUGUUUGUUUUCCUUUUUAGCAUGUGAAAAUAUUGGUUUGUGCCUAAUUUUGAACAUAAAAAUACCAUUAGCUAAAAGAAAGAGAAGGAGGGUAGAGGGUUUGUGCUGCUCCAUGCACAGUGGUCAUCCCUCCUGCGCCUUUUGCUUGUGAAUGAUUAUUGCCUUCAGUUUAUCUCCAUAUGUGCCGAGUAAAUGACUCCCAGCACAUUUUUCUUCAGAUUUCCAUAAUCAAUUGGUGUCUUGCUGGAUCUAAAGAGAAAUAUUAGCCAUGGGCAGAAGUCUGCAUCUCAUUUUAAUUGCCUUACUGAAGCAUUGCAAGCUUGUCAAGAAAAUGUCAGGCACAAAACUGACUUGGCUGCCUUUAGCAUGGUAAUGAAAAUAUGAAUGGUAUUUUAUUCACCUGCUGUGAUUGCUUGCCUUGGCAAAUUGAAUUUUAUGCAGCUACAUAAAAAUAUUAUUUGUUUUUUUCUUUGUCCUGUCCUCACUGCUUUAAGUCUUCAAAGAUAUGAGUUUGAAAGCAUCAACAAUUCAAAUUCUUAUCUUUGAAACAUUUGCUUCAUGAAAGAAUGUGGGAAAAUUCCUCUGCCUGUGGGCUGACACCUAUUUAUUUGGUAAAAAAUACAUUUAUUUUUCAUUGUAUAAAGAUUAAAGAAGUCAUUAGGUUCAUUAGCUUUUAUAGAUUUGGUUUGUGGGUUUUUCUUGGGUUGAAAAAUGUUUUUAAUGUUGGGUUGCUAUCAAAACCAACCCUAGACUUCUGUUACUAAAUUAUUUUUAUUGGAUAACAUGGGGGUUUGUUGUUGUAAAGAAGUCUGACAUUAUGUUAUCUAAUCUUCUGUGGGGGGAGUUCUUAUUCUCCAAUCAUUGACCUUCAGGGAUUGGGUGUAUUUUGGUUUUUUUCUUUUUUCUUUUUUUUUGUUUUUUCUUUUUUCUUAAUCAGAGAAAUAUUUUUGGAAAGAAAACAUUUUAAGGAAUCCUCCUGUGACUUGACUGGAGCUAAAAGGGAAAAACAUAGUAGACAGAGGGAAUUUCAAAUGAAUCUUUGCAAAGAGCAGCUCAACCUUGCACGUCUCCUGUGUGGUGAGAGGGCUGGAUUCUCAUGCCUUCCAUCUUGCCUCCCUUUUAAGCGCACAAUAUUUUUAUGCUUGAAAGCACCAGCUGUAGAAAAUGCUGAGAUCUCCAGAUCUGUCUAUUGCAAAUGCUGAGGUACUCAGACCUCCCUACAAAUGCUCCUGCUGUGGGAUGUCUCCCUUCGGCUGUCACCUCCUUGAAGGCUUCACUGAAGGUGCAGUACCUGAAAUGGGAAAAUUAGAUACUUGGCACAGAGAGAAGAACAAAAUUGUUUCAAGGAGAAAUGAACUUAUUUCUGAAACCAAAAAGUGGUGUUUGAAGACCCGAUUUGGAAGCAGUUUUGUUACCUAGAGCAGUGUGUGAAUAGGUGUGUAACAGCCAAUCUGUGCUUACACAGUUUAAGUGGUUUAAGUGGGUAUUUUCUGGCUUCUGGGGAUGGGGACUUAGGGUUCUGACAGCCCCAAAAAGCACAAGCCCACAUUCACCUUCACCCCUGUGAACAUUCCCUUGCUUGGGGUGUCUGGAGUGGGAUCCAGGUCCCAGUGCCGGCCCUGUGCCAGCGCUGACCUCUCUUGUGUCACAGGGAGAGGGAAGGUGCAGGGAUUGGCCAAAAUUGAAGUGAAAUCCCUGGAAAGGUCACUGUCACGGGGUCAGCAGCCUCUUCUGUUUUGCAGACAGUGCUGGGGCUUUUUAGCAGCAGAAGAACCAUCCCUCUCUGCCAGCCUUGUUCCACGGACCUUCCAAAGGGCGCUCGGUCGCGUACAGUGCUGGGCUCGUUUUCUCAACACAAGAGAAAACAGUUAAACUUACUGAAAACACUUUCCUGAAGGUUUGUAUCCCCUGUCCUUUCUCCCAAGACACAGCAAUUGAAACAUGCAUUUAUUCCUCACUGCUGCUGGCCACGAGGGUACAAAAUACAUUGGCUUCUUUAUUGUCCCUCCCUGUUCUGUGCCUACAGAGAGCAGGGUUUAAGUCUUCCUUUUAGGGUUUCUUCACACCAAGAAAGCAUUCCAUACCUUACAAACACUGAACCAAGCAUCAUGUGUAUUAAAAAAGAGAUCAGAUACUUCAAAUUAAUCUUAUGCUGUAGGGUUUUAUUUUUAGAAUCUGUGAACAUUUAGAGUUUAUGAAGAAAAUUAGAAAUGUGUUUCUAUUUUUCAAAUAUUUUUUAUAUUUAUGAGUAUUUUAAGUUUUAAGAUAUUUUUGCUAAAGGUAGACUUAGUAACAUUCCAGAUAAAAGAAUAAAAAUACAGUGUAAAUGAAUAA
Messenger RNA from Melozone crissalis (California towhee), 5291 nucleotides. RefSeq names its product solute carrier family 2 member 13 (gene SLC2A13). The transcript is spliced from 10 exons. The record is from RefSeq and is a predicted model, not a curated record. Gene Ontology annotation, cellular component: membrane. Gene Ontology annotation, molecular function: myo-inositol:proton symporter activity. Gene Ontology annotation, biological process: transmembrane transport. Bases 183 to 2120 code for a protein of 645 amino acids. NCBI's taxonomy places the organism in Eukaryota, Metazoa, Chordata, Aves, Passeriformes, Passerellidae.